Messenger RNA from Lymnaea stagnalis (great pond snail), 3253 nucleotides. The record is from the annotation of a GenBank genome assembly. NCBI's taxonomy places the organism in Eukaryota, Metazoa, Mollusca, Gastropoda, Lymnaeidae.
AUGUGCGACGAAAACGGGAAACCCCUGGGCGACGACGACAGCGACGACGACAAGAGAAACGGCGACGACAGUGGCAACAACAGCAGUGACAGCAGCAAGCAGGGCAAGCCGAGGCGGGCCAGGACGGCGUUCACCUACGAGCAGCUGGUCGCGCUGGAGAACAAGUUCAAGACGACCAGAUACCUGUCCGUGUGCGAGCGGCUGAACCUGGCCCUGAGCCUUAACCUGACGGAAACACAGGUGCGUGGUAACGUGAAGCUGGCCUCAUCAGCAUCAUGUAAUGCAAUGAUGUCGUGUGAUCGUGCAAUCUAUGAUUUGCAGGUUUUUCAAUCUAUCUAAGCCUGACACGAUGUUUUAGAAUGAUAUCAGUUUAAGGUGUGCGUCCCCUGCCAAAACUUAUGACAGUGCUGAGACUCCCGCGUCUUGAAUGCGUACUUGCGUUUGUCCACGGUGCACAGGUCCAGCUGCGACUUUACUAUAGAAGUGAAAGGGGAUCGUAUUUUGGCAGUCUUGUACGCCUUCAUAAUUGAGCAAUAUUUUCAAUCAUACAGUUGGUAAACGUAAAUGGGGAAAAUUAUUAGUUAAAAAGAUGGAAGGACAAUUCCUUUAUAUAUACAUACAUACACACACACACAUACACACACACACACAUACACACACACACACACACAUAUAUAUAUAUAUAUAUAUAUAUUUGAAAGGCAUCAGGUAACACUCACAUGGAUCUAGAAAGGUAAUUUGUCAACAGAAGGGAAGGUCAGACCGACCUGUUGACGAAUGCAACUUUCGUCGGAGAAUCACUCAUUCCUAUAAUAAUCUGGAACAUCGCACAUCAGAGCCAGAAAUGUCCACAAUACAUUAUCCAUGCUCACGGAUCUGGCUCCGCCAAGCGCUGUCCAACCUGUGUCAGGUACAAAAAAGGAAAAAAAAAAAAGAUGCAGCUAUAUGUCCUUAAACUAUCGGUGAACACGUAAUGCUGAUGUUCUCGUUUGAAGAACACGGGUUCGAUUCACAAUUAUGAACAUUUUUCACUGGUCCAUCUGAUUUCAUCAUCCAUUUACUUACACGAUUACACUUCAGCAACGGUGAUAUUUCGUAACAAUAGACAGCAAAAAUGCGUUACUUGGUGCCGUCUUGUUGAAUUUCUCUUGAUAAUGUUACGUCACUAUCCCCCAUCACAAUCCCCAUCACAAUCCCUCAACACAAUCCCACAACACAACCCCCCUGACAACCCCCCAAAUCCCCCAACACAAUCCCCCAUCACAAUCCCCAUCACAAUCCCCCAACACAAUCCCACAUCACAAUCCCACAUCACAACCCCCCUGACAACCCCCCAAAUCCCCCAACACAAUCCCCCAUCACAAUCCCCAUCACAAUCCCCCAACACAAUCCCACAUCACAAUCCCACAUCACAACCCCCCUGACAACCCCCCAAAUCCCCCAACACAAUCCCCCAUCACAAUCCCCAUCACAAUCCCCCAACACAAUCCCACAUCACAAUCCCACAUCACAACCCCCCUGACAACCCCCCAAAUCCCCCAACACAAUCCCCCAUCACAAUCCCCAUCACAAUCCCCCAACACAAUCCCACAUCACAAUCCCACAUCACAACCCCNGGGGGGGGGGGGGGGGUGGGGGGGGGGUGGGGGGGGGGGGGGUGGAGUUUCAGGACUGUUUUCAGUUACUUAUGACGCAUACUUUAAUACAUUAAAAAAAAGAUCAAUCGACGGUUUGGGCCGGAAGUAAAGUUUUAGUUGUUUCCCUUUAUAAAAUGUACCAUUUUAAAUAACACCCACUAAUUAAACUUACCGGAUGCCGUGUUGGUGGAAUAUGUGCAGGCAAAACUUUGACGAAUGAGCUCGGUUCCUGGCCAUGCAACUAAAAUAAAAAUGGAUAGAAAAAAAAAGGAUUUAAAAAAAAUAUAUAUACUCUUUAUUUGUUCUGAAUUUCAUAUCUAUCUAACUGUGAAAAGAUUUUGCAAGGCUUACUACGCAUGUAAAAAAAUAAAAUAAAAAAAAAUAAUUGAAAUGAAUGUACAUUUAAUGGGGAAAGAAUCUCCCGCAUAUUCAGAGAGAUAUUGUGUCCUCCAAUGUGAUCGAUCAUUUCUUGUAGAGUUGCGGUAACGGGAUCGGAGAGUUAACCAAGAAAUAUAUUCAUUUAGGCUCAAAACCCUCGAGGUAUAAAUGACAGAGGGAAAACAGACUUGUAAUCAACGUCUCGGCAGAAAGCCUUCGUAAUUCCAGCAGCCUUGUAGCAGGACAGCGUUCAUGAUGGACGGGAGGGGGUGUACAAUAAUCAAAAAUGGCUGGGCUCUCUACUCAGUGGACGGGCAACUAGCUACACGCGGCAGCGAGCGCGACCUGUCGGGGAAAACCCGAGCUAUUUACAGGAUAGCACAGCCUUGAAGUGUUACAAGCUGGUGCCGACAGCAGGACGAGGGGUUUCCCUCGUUGUCUUUACUUGAAAUCAGUGGAGAAUGGGGAUAUGAUACUCUACGAAUGGGGAAAUGGUUUAAGCGGAAGUAUUUGAUACGAUUCGUGUUUUUGUUGUUGUUUGUUUGUUGUUUUUUUUUAAACCAAAAACUUCAUCUAAAAUUAUAGAAAUAGGAACAUUUAUACAUUUUAAAUAAAACUGAUUUGUUGUUUGAUUUCUUUAAAGAAUAAAAAAAAAAAAAAAAAAAAAAAAAAAAUAUCUUACAGUGUCAUUUAAAUAUUGAAAAGAAGACUAACUUAAAAGCGUGUCCUAUAUGUGGCUGUCAAAAUAUUGUAACUAAUGCAAUAGCUCCCAAUACAGUAAAAUAGUGAAUAACGCACAAACAUGCCAGUUAAAGACGACUAAUUCUUAAAAUCUUUUCAGUCAAGUUGAAUUUUAACCAUGAUUAUAUAUAUAAAAAAAUGUGUUUAUUGAUUAGCUCUAUUAAGUUGCAAUUUCUUUUUUUUUUAAAAAAAAGCAAAUUUAUUAUUGAGAAUUAAAAAUUUAUUUUCAGGUAAAAAUCUGGUUCCAGAAUCGUCGAACAAAAUGGAAGAAACAAAACCCUGGCCUAGAUGUCAACAGUCCGACCAUCCCGCCAUCCUCUGGGGGUUUCGGGUCCUUCUCCAGCCCGUACUCCAGCAUGCUCUACGGCCAGUCGCUGCACCCUUAUCUGCCCUCGGCGGGCCUCAUGAGCCCUCUGAGCAUCCUCCGGGCCCACGGCUCCUACGCCUCGGGCCAGAACCCGGCUGUGUACUACCCCUAUUUCAGCCAGACCACGUGA